CUAGACAGCUCGCCCCUGCUUGACAUUCUGGCAGGGAGUCGGUGAAGGCGGGUCAGUCUAUUUUAGCUCAGUUAACAGCCACUUAAAUGUUUUAAUCAGUUAUUUCUGCGUGUCGAAAUAAGCAGUCACGAAAGGUAACUUGUUCUCAUCGUUCAAUUCAUAUUUGGAGAACAUUAGCCGGCUAAUUUAGCAAGGUUAACUCUGUUAAAUAACACUAGUGUUCUUCGGACGGCUGUGUGGUAUUUUAGGUUUAGCUAGAUACCUCAACAGAGGAUGCUGGAGUCAAUAAAAGUAACAGAAAGACUUCACUGGCCAGAAGCAGAAAUGUCCAAAAAGUACAUCUUAAACUCUGCUGACAAGGUUGUGAGUCCAAGCCAAGUAUAUCUGGAGAAGAUUUCUUCCAGUGUUCUCAAAGACCUCUUCAGCACUGGCUCCAGCAGCUGCAACAUACUGCUGCAGGGGGAAGAGGAAGAUUGGGAAAGCCCAAAGCAGUCUCUCGGGCCAAAAACAUCAGAGAAAUGUGGUGCCACACUUGGUAAAAGAAACCUUCCAAGUAUGGCUUUUAAAAAGGUGCGUGCACAAGAAGGUAGUGGGAAGCCUGCACAGACAAACUGUGUCUUCUCAGACACAAACUCCAGUUUCCCUAAACCAGCACGAAGCAUCGCAGUGGUGGGCAGCACAAUGGGCCUAAUCCCUCGUACAGUUCCACAGCUCAGGAAGAUGUGCUUUGCCAAUACGCCUCACACUAAACUUCCCUCAUUGCACAAAGCAGCACUCAAACGUGAAGUGGAAAAUGCCAAGAAGCUCUGCAUCCUUACAGCCAUCAAGCCCACUAAUGUGGAGAAAGAGAAGGCUAAAUUUUUCAAGUCUCACUUCAGCUACAAUCCACAGUUUGAGUACAGCAACCCUGUCUCUCCGCUUGUCCUGGCACGGCAUAAUAACGCCUCAGAUCGCUUCCUAACACAGGCAGUGCACAUCAUGGAGCUCGCCCUGCUGCGAUAUGGCAGCUAUGAGAAGUUUGAGCAGGUCACUGGGGGGAACCUCCUCACCAAGAGUCGCAUCUGGCACAAUGUCAAGAAAUACAUGGAGAAGGAAGGAUGCAUCGGGGAGAUAGUAGUCCAGGUGACAGAUGACCUCCUGUCCAGAGCCUCCAUGACAGUGGUGAACAGUAGACCCACACUUACCAUCAACAUCUCCACUGCACGAGAGCACUGGCUGGAGGGCAUGCUGAGGCAUGAGAUCGGCACACAUUAUUUCCGAGGCAUCAACAACUGCCACCAGCCGUGGAGCAGCAGCAUGGGCAGGAAGAAGCACAACCUGAAGCCCUUGAACCCCACAGAGGAGGGCCUGGCCAGCAUCCACAGUGUCCUGUUCAGGAAAGACCCCACUCUGUGGCGCGCUGCCCUCCUCUACUACACUGUCUACCAGGCCAGCCACAUGUCCUUCUCUCAGCUCUUCCACAACCUGGGACGCUUUGUCCAGGACCCCAACACCCGCUGGGACUACUGUGUCAGAGCCAAGAGAGGCCAGACCGACACAGCACAGCCAGGGUGUUUCAGUAAAGACCAGGUCUACCUGGAUGGCAUCCUGAAGAUCCUAAGAUACAGGGACAAGAUCAACUUCCCACUGCUGAUGGCUCUGGGAAAGGUGUCUUUUGAAGAUGUGGACCGCCUGGAACCAGUGGCUCAGAUGGAGAACAUCCGCAUCCCACACUUCAUGCAGGACCAGGGGAGGUAUGCCGAGGAGCUGAUGAAGAUCAUGGUGGUCAACCAGCUGAAUGACGAGGAGCUCAAGACCAUCAUCUGACCCUGCUGCACCCCCUGCACAAUCUUGAUCAGACCUGAAUAAACGCUCACACUGCUGCCAGCCAUGGUCUGCAUGCCUCAACACCGUCAGCAUGUGUUUGUGUGACUUGUGCAGUGUCCUGUAUUGCAUGUAGUGAAGACUUCUUAGAUUUGUUAGAUUUCUCCUCUGAUACAGUGAAUCACCCCAAGAAUCACUCCAUGUGUUGUGUUUAGAGCUGGAUGAAGUUUAUACCAGUGCCACUACAAUACCUAAGUUACUUUAUCAAUACAGAAGGGACACUUUUUACUCCACCUUACCUUUACUUUUCUAUAACUUUUAACAAGCAUUUGGUGCCAACUUUGUUUACUUGACAGUUUCUAAUACUCAGUUUGGUUUAGGAACAUUUUUUUCUAAUAGUGUCUCAAUAGCUUCACAAGCAUGGUUUUCACAAUAGAGUUAAUAUCCCUUGAAGACCUAAAUUAGGGCCUGACUGAGAUUUUUAGGGAUUUUAGGGCUACGUCCACACUACUACGUUUUAGGUUUAAAACUCUUUUUCUAUGUUUACUCCUGCUGUCCACACAACUCUAACUCUGCUGGAUCUAUUUUAGUUUGAAAAGUCUGUGCUUGCGUUGUAGGCUGGAUGGACAAAAACUGGAAAAUGGACAGAGUCCUUUGUAAACGGCAUAGACAACCACAGUCGCUCCCUGAUUUGGUCUCAUCAGCCUCGACUGCUAGCGUUACUGACCUUGUCGUCUUUGCCAGCAGCUGUUUGCUGUUCCUCAGUCGUGGUGUUUUCUGCAACUAACCAGCUGUAGAGUAGACAAUCUGCUUCCUGUUCAUGCCCGCACAUGCAUGCCCGGUGUAUGUGAAUGGUCAUGUGAUAUGCGUUUUCAGGUGUGUUAGUCUGGACAGAAAUGGAUUAAGUUGUAAAAUGUUGUGUGGACAGGUUUGUAAGACAUUGUCAGAAGUCAAAAGUGUUUAUAGUUACAGCCACACUGGAGGGCAGAGUGAAGAGAGAAGUUGUACACGGUGGCUCACAUGAAAACUGCCACACAUUUGAGUAACAAAUGAAAGAAGAGAGAAAUUGAAGUCCCUGGCUCCUUUCUGAAGCAAUUCAGAAACAGUAUGAAGCCCACAUUAGGCUUAUGUUGAUAUUUGAUGACUGCAUGGAAACCAAUAUUUGUCUUUUAACAUAAACACAUCACGUGAACAAAUGUUAGGAUCCCACAAUUGUGACUUGGAAGUGCUUUGUGGUGGACAAAUGUAAUGUUAAGACUGUUAGACUAAUUUACUUCAAACACAUCUUCGGGAUUUCUGGGCUUUGGAUAGGUCUCUCUUUAUUUUUCAAAAUUCAAACCACUCCUCAAAUUGGUAAAAAAGCACAACAAGCCAUGUCUUAUUUAAAAUUGGGCUGCAUUUGAAUCAGUUCAACCAAAAUACAUGCUGUUUGGAAGUCACAACCCAAAUACCAAUAUAUCUGUGAUGAUAUCACAUUCAAACGAGGGUGUUUCAGUUGGGAUUUUUGUUGACUCUUGUGCAUGAGUAUAGUUUCAUUUAGACAUAUGGAACAUCCAUUAGUUUUAGCAAACCUUAUCAACCUAACGCUGAAAUACAGACUCUUUUGUCUGUCAUGCACCUAUGAUCUAAGUGUACUUACCUACAGUGUUGUUUGUAUCUGUCUCUAUAGUGAAGACUUUGUUUCCUUCAGGUCCACCGUGGGUUACCAUUGUUUCACUGCAUGUACUAGGCAUUAAAACAAGAGAGUGGUUGUGUUCGAGGAAGAUAAAGAAAGCAGGAUGGGGCAAAGUCUGUGAUGAACGGAUGUGUAUGAGAUUCAUCAGCAUUGUCACACACAGGACUUAAACUGAACCUGAAUGUCCCCACACGAUGAAGGUCACACGUGAUGCAGUUUAUGACAUUUGGAAGGUGUGUUCGUAAUCAUCCUGAAUGAAGCCCCAGUGGUCUACAUGCACUGACUUGAAACCCUGUUCAACUAUUUGCACUUUCUUAUCUCCAGUGUACCUUUUAGCUGCACUGAUAUAUGAUGGUAAUGUGUUGGUGUCAUUAAUACACCCUCAUAUAUCAAUGUGUUCCAAACCAAACUUAAUGCCUUGUGGUUUUACUGUUAUACUUGAUGAAUUUUUGUGUUGUUAAGACCAAGAAUGACCUGAUGUAGAGAGCACAUGUGCUACUCUGCCUCCUCAAAGCUCCGUUAAUGGUACAGUUUAAUAGCAUGGUAUUUCUAUGUGAUGUUUUCUAUUAGAUGGAUUUUUUUGUGAUAUUAAUAGAUUCAGUCUUCAAAUUAAAAUGGACUCCCUGCACAAGAGAAGCUGCAUGCUUUGUUGUAUGUGUACAUCUGAGAAUUAUCAGUACUACACUGUUGGCUUAUUGGAAGUGGAAGUAUUAUUUAUUAUUAUCAUUAGAAGAAACUUUAGAUUUAUGGAUUUUUAUUUUCUUUUGCAACUUUUAUUUACCAAUACAAAAAAAACACUUUCCAAACUUUGCUUCCACAAAACCUCUUUUACUCAUUUGGAGAAAAAAGUCCAGAUCCAGAUCCCAAGUCUAGACCUCUUCACCAACACUUAACCUUACUUUUACUGGAGUCACAAAUAUUCUGCUCUCUAACA
Messenger RNA from Seriola aureovittata, 4412 nucleotides. RefSeq names its product microtubule associated tyrosine carboxypeptidase 2 (gene matcap2). The coding region runs from base 274 to 1806 and encodes 510 amino acids. Lineage: Eukaryota; Metazoa; Chordata; Actinopteri; Carangiformes; Carangidae. The record is from RefSeq and is a predicted model, not a curated record. The transcript is spliced from 7 exons.